Messenger RNA from Metarhizium album ARSEF 1941, 5259 nucleotides. RefSeq lists its product as uncharacterized. Lineage: Eukaryota; Fungi; Ascomycota; Sordariomycetes; Hypocreales; Clavicipitaceae. The coding region runs from base 1 to 5259 and encodes 1752 amino acids. The record is from RefSeq and is a predicted model, not a curated record. The transcript has a single exon.
AUGUCAUUGCGUCAUACGGAUGGAAGUAACCGCUGGAGCUGCCAACGUCCACAUUCUGGCCUUGCCAGCUCACGGUGGCCACUCGUAGCACAACCCGAGGAUGUCCUUGCCCAGACCAAGGACCGCUGCAACUCGAAUGGGCAAUCUGAUACACGUCAAGUCGAGCCGCCUAGUGAAAGAUCCCCUCGUCACCCCCGUACUCAGCCGCUAGUGGUGGAUGUGACCCAGUAUACGAACCCUCACCUGACCAAGCACCUGAACAAGGACGAUGAAAACAUCACAUUGCAGGAGCUUGCUCAUGUUGUGCGCCUAUCCAAAUACCAAGAGCGCAAGCGCGCCAAUACUCGAGUUCGUUUGCAGAGGAGCCUUAUAUCUACAGCCCUGAGUGCCCGUCUCACUCGGUGUGGUGAUAUUGCCAAUCGCAAUUUGGUGGAUAGCGUUCGAAAAGACGACAAAGAUGGCUUCGUAAUGUUGUACAACGCAAUACAGGACAUCCGAAAAAGUUGUGACGAAAUGCGCCGAUAUGCUUUUCUGGACCCAGACAUCGAACCGCUGUCGUCGCCCACUCUUGGUUCUUCGGAGAGCCUUGAUACUCCUACCAGCUCCGUCGUUGGUGUUGCCCCGCUGAGGUCAAUUACUCCUUUUCUCCAUGAGAUUUCUGCCACGUCCCGGGACACCAUUUUGGAUUUUUUGUCGGAGCUGAGGACCAAUCCUGAUUAUUUGGCCACACGAAUCUGCGCCCUCUCAAGCUCCGAGUUGAAUGCUUUCCUUAGCUUCCACAAGGGCAUGGAACCAGUGGAGUCCGUUUUGCCGUACCAUGGAAGGUCUGCCAGCAGGCAACACGCAGGUGUGUCGACUAGCCGAAGCAAUUCAAGCUCGGAUAUAGAACGUCUCUUGUCGUUCCAGCGCCAUGACCCUUUGUCUAUUUUGAUACACUACUGCUUUGCCAAUCCUGCCGGGCCGGACAGCACCGAGGAUCAACGACGAACUGACAUCUGGGCAACGGUACUUGCUCGGCUCAUCCAGCAGCCCAAGUCCAGUAGUGAACAUUUCCUGAUUUCCGUGCUCAAUAUCUGGACUGGGAUGCGCGACUGGUCUGGAAGGUCCAAUAUGGAGUGGUAUCUUAUGAAGAUUCUCGAGGAAGGCGUCUUUAUUCUUGACCGUGCCGAGGACCAACAUGGCACGCGGUUCAACCUUUCUGACUGGAAUUCCUCUGAUGAAGCCGCCGCCCAGGAGUUUUACGACAGGGCUGUCCAGGGACUCUUCGAACUGGUUGACGACGAGGAUGCGACGGGAAUCCCCGAAGGUCUCCUGGAGCUCGGCAAUGCCAUCCUCAAAAAGCUGGACAACAAAUACGUGGAAAACACAUCUCGCUGGCUCGUCUGGAGAUGCCUCUUCUUUGUUUUCCUUCUGGGGGUAAUUGUCCAUCCUGAGUCCUAUGGCAUGCUAGCUGAAUAUCACAUUACCCCUUAUGCGAGGGAAAAAAUCCUCAAGAAAGUCGCUAUGAAAGCUCACGAAUAUGUUUCUAGCAUGUGGAGCGGAAAGCCUUCUGCCACCUGUGUGCCGGCGGAAGUGCCUCCACAGAUCAAAGGUCACGUAGAGAGAAUUCUUUCCAGGUUUCAAGGAUCUCGUUCCAAGAAUUCUUCAGCCAAGCUUCUUCCCGCCCGAUCCAUUACUUCCCUGAGGGAGACGGUGGAAGUCCAUCCGUACUUGGUGCUCAGCCCGUCAGACCUGGCCACGCUGGCCAAUGCAUUAUUUCCUGAGCGACGACCCUUGUCUUCCAUGUCCAACACUCUUCGCUCCGGCGCCGCCUCCAUAUCCGGUCUGUCAGCUAUUUCACAACAAGUAUAUGCGCCCACCUCCCGGAAUAACAACCUGGAGACUGCAUCCAUCAUCAGCACUAGCUUCUCGUCCGUGGUUAGCGAUGGAACAACGGCCCCACGAGAAGGCUCACAAGAUGGUCAACCACAUACGCCCUCUCAGCGGCAUUCUCCUUCUUCUGCCGAUCCUGAUGCCCAGAGAAGGCUAAACCUAUACGAGGAUGAUGGCUACCGCCUGCGACUCGCUAUGCAUGAAUUGCGCCAGAAUCUGGGACCGGAGGCUGUCAAAGGAGGCUGCCACCCUUGCGCCGAGCGAUGGAUUGUCCUCUUUCUAUCGUCUGACGGCAAAAAGCUGUCGACUUCCAUGACCUAUGACCCAGAAGACGAAGGUGACGAUGACGACAACUCUUCAAGUACCGACACGGACGAGGACGAGGACACUCAAGGCCCGGAACUUGAUAAGGGUUAUCACCAAAUUCGGGAUGCGAUUCUAAGACUGGUGGAGGAAUUUGAGAUUCCCAGAAAUUUGGAAACAGAAGGCGAUUGUGCCCCUCAACUGACCAAUCGAGCAUCUAGACUCCGACGAUACAAAUCAAAAAAUAAAAUCAUUACAACGGAAAAUUCAGUAUCUAAUCGGAAUCUGUACAGAACUGAUGAUGGCAAAAGCAGGCCCAAAAAUGCCUCUUCGGGGGACUCGGCAGCGUCGGAUGUCGCAACCCGAGUAGCCAGAGAGGAGGAUGGAGAAGGGGAACCAGUUCUGAUCAAAAUGCUCAGGGCUGCAUCGUCGCAAUCCAAGGCACAAGCGGAUUUUGUUUCCGCUCACCUCUAUUGGAAGACUCUCAAGAAUCUCUGUGCCCUUGAAUCGCCUUCUCUCCGCGCAAAUGGUUUUGCAGUGUUGAUAAACAUUUUCUCCCGUGGUCCACGUGACUCUCUCAGGAGAUCUGCAGGCGCAAUUGAGGAAUACGACGCAUGGUUGAUAUGGCUUAAGCAAAGUCAAGAGCGCCACGAAGGCUUGAUAGAUCGCAUGAUGAGGCGAGUUCGAGCAAUGCGCGACAAGAUGUGGUUCGUUACAGAUGUGCGAAAUUCCAAAGAAUACGGCCAUAGCCGUGACAUCUGCCAAGCGUUGAAGACCAUGGGAAUGCCGCGGAGAUGGAGCUCCAUGCAAAGGUCCCGAGCAAACGUCAGCCGUGCUCCCGGGUCUUCCUAUCUUUACCGCACCGAAUCCCAGAUCAUGGACCUGUUGGCUGCGUCGGAGGAGCAGGGCGGUCCUAACAAGCUGAGCGAUGACCAGGCGGAAAUGACGUCCUCGUGGCUGCAAAAGUACGGAAUCGAGAAUUUCUGCCAAGGGGAAGAGCGUAUACAUCGAUUUUGCUGUGAGGUAGACAAAUGUGUUUCCAAGCUCGUUGGUGAGACCAUUCGGGAGGCGCCAGUUCUGUGGUCUAGUGACUUGUAUAAACGGGAAAAGGUCGUUUAUGAUCGGAGGAGAGCCCGCGAGAGGGACCAGUCGUGGUCAGGAGACGACACGGCAAGCAUCUUGAGCGACAGUGAAAGACGAUUUGGCUCACCGUCAUCCAGACCAUCCCGGAUGCUACGCGAGUCCGAUAGAGGACGAUUUCCGAAUAGCCCAAACGCGAGUCAACAUGCCCUGGACAUGUCCCGGAUCAACUUUGCGAGACCGACUGCCUCGCUAUCUGAUGUGGUCGAAAAUCAGGACUCUUUCGAAAAGUCCCCCCCCGUCAAUACGGUCGAUUCCGUGAGCACGUUCUGGUCCCCGUUCCAGCCAGUCAUGACGCCGGGGUCUGGCGUGUCCAAGGCGUAUUCUCCUACUACAAGCCUGACAAAUCUUUCAACAACCUUCUCCGGGCCUCUGCACCACGCCACUUUGCCUUCGAGUUCUAGCGUUUCUACGGGGCGCCCUGGUACAUCGGCGUCGUCUAACGAGACUAUCUUCCAACAGCAGGCGGAAGACGAGAAAUCCCGCUUCCUGAACGAGCUGCGGAAGACACUCACGAGUCUGUUGCUAUCAGACCUAGGGAGUCAAGUCCUAGCCCGCGGCUCAGAAACAGACGCCUGGUUCCACGGGUUAGGGCAGCAAUGCAUAGAUAGAAGGGAUGCUUUUGAUCGCUACGCCCGACGACGAACAGAAAAGAAGGACAAAGAGGUGGGCAGCCGCAGCUCUACGAGGCCAAGGGUGAUUGAGAAGAAGAAGAGUUUUAGAAAUCUGAGAAACGCUGGCGACAGCGCAUCUGAACGGUCCCCCGAUGGGCCGUUGGCCGGCGUGGCAGAUGAUGCAGGCAGUAGCGGGACUGGAAAUGGGCAUAAAGCCAAAGAGGCUGCAACCGACUUUCCCUUCAAAAAGGCAUAUCGCCGACUCCUCAACAUGUUCAGCGUGAACCCGAAUCCUUUUGCCAAACUCAAUGCUCUCAACGAACUGGAAAACCUCAUCAUUGCCUCACUGAUGUGGCAUAGCUCGAGAAAGCUCAGAGCAAAUCGAUCCGAUGCAGGUUCCAGUACAGCAUCGGAUCGUGGACCGAACAAUCGUCAAACAUCUCUGGAUGGCACAAUCGACAACGUAAGGGAGCGUCGUUCCCAGGCUAUCCAGUCUGCAUUCCAUUCGGCGGGAUACGGGCACCAACCGCGACAAGCCAACGCGGAGACGAAAUCCAUUGUUUCAAGUGGCUCUGCGAGCACCGACGCCAUCACCAGCGAGCUACAGCGGCUUUUUCGGGAUGCUGAAAUACGACCCAAGUCUUUGUUUCGCGACCUUCAGCUCAUUGCGGCGUUUGUACCGUCAACGGUUCUCGACAAGCCAGAGCGAGGCAAGGCUUUCUGGAACGCUGGCUUAGCUGCGUUGAAGCUCAAGUCCGAGGUAUGCAGGACCAUGAUGGAAAUGGCUGAUGAGGUUGUUGGAGCUCACAGUCAUACCCGGGGGUCCGUCAACGAAAACCACGCAUUGCCCGAAGCAAAGACAUCGGCAACGGGUACACCGCCUCCGGCAUCAUCUGUGUACACUCUGGACGAUGCGGGGAGAAUGUGGUCCAUCACUGCCAAAGAGGGCUAUCCAACGGCUCAACGCGAGCUUGCUCUGUUUUCUCUGUCCAACCCGGAAUUUGUUGAGCGUACUACCUUGCCACUUUCCAAACCUCGAGAAGUAUUCAAGCAGACAGUGAUGGAGAGAUACGGAAGAAAUGAGAGGACACGUGGUAACUGUGGAGUAACAGGGCCAGCAGGCCUCGCCAAUGCUGGCCUGAAUACGCGGGCCAUGGGCUCUGCUAUUGCAGCGGGAGAUGGACCAGCACUGAGUGGCAAAGAUGGCGAUGUCAAAAAUGACGUGGGACUGAUGUGUCUUGCUGUUCACUGGAUGAAAGCAGCCGAGCAAGGAGGUGAUGACUUGGCGACGAGGUUCUUGCGGCAGAAUGAGUUUAUGGACAUGGGAUGA